AUUAAACCCAAUUCACAUUCAUCCAUCUUUUUUGGUUUUUAGCAUCACAAUUCCUAUAAUUGCCUACCGAAAUACAAUCGCUUUAAAAUACAUGUAACUUAAACUUGCAAAUAUGAAAUACAAACGCCGGGAUGGAAUUAAUAAACCUAUCGAAUAUUUAUUGAUAAAUCCAUCCAAUUUACCGAAUAAAACUACCUAUUUCGUUAUGGCGUGUUACUCACUUGCAAGUCCAAAAAAUAAGAAAGGAAAGGAAAUUCUCAUAACGUGCUGUUCAUUUGUUCAAUUCUGUUGGGCGAGGGAAGAAAAGAAAAACAUGCUGCGACGCAGGUUUAUUGAGGCAAUGCGUCGAGCACCUUCUGCCCACCUCCGUUUCAGAUUCCUUUGCACCCAAUCACCGCGAGAGUUCUCCGAAAGCGAUUCCGAGAGCCCUCAGAACUCAGAGAGCUUGUCUAGAAGGAUCGAGAAGCUUCGGAAAGGGGAGGCUGUUGGGUCUGCCUUCCGCACUUGGAUGGGCGAUGGAUUCCCCGUUCACAGAGGCCAUGUCUUCCACGCCAUCAACCGUCUUCGCAAGCUCAACAUGAACAAACGCGCACUUGAGGUGAUGGAAUGGGUGAUCCGAGAGAGGCCCUAUAGGCCUAGGGAACUUGAUUACUCUUAUCUUGUCGAAUUCACAAUUAAGCUUCAUGGGAUUGAACAUGGUGAGAAGCUCUUCCCUCGAAUUCCACCUGAGUUUCAGAAUGAGUUGCUAUACAACAAUCUGGUCAUUGCAAUGCUGGAUAAAGGUGUCAUAAGGCUUUCACUUGACUACAUGAAGAAAAUGAGGGAGCUGGCUUAUCCCAUCUCACAUUUGGUCUUCAACCGCCUCAUAAUCCUGCAUUCCUCUCCCUCCAGGAAGAAGUUGAUUCCGAAAUUGCUCACGCAGAUGAAGGCAGAUAAGGUCACCCCCCACGUGUCCACCUACAAUAUUCUGAUGAAAAUAGAAGCCAAUGAACAUGAUCUUGAAGCCUUGGUAAAGGUCUUUGCUCAGAUGAAGAAGGCACAGGUUGAACCCAACGAGAUCUCUUACUGCAUUUUAGCUAUUGCUCAUGCAGUGGCAAGGCUGUAUACUGCAACUGAAGCAUAUGUUCAAGCUGUGGAAAAGUCUAUUACAGGGAACAAUUGGUCAACAUUCGAUGUUCUACUUGUAUUGUAUGGAUAUUUGGGGAGCCCAAAGGAGCUAGAAAGAGUUUGGGGAAUCAUUCAGGAACUCCCCUUGGUUAGAUCGAAAAGUUACAUGUUAGCUAUUGAAGCAUUUGGUAGAAUCGGACAUCUGAACCGUGCUGAAGAACUUUGGUUAGAAAUGGAAACUAGAAAAGGGUUGAAAUCCGUAGAGCAAUUCAAUUCGAUGAUGUCUGUAUAUUGCAAGCAUGGAUUGGUUGAUAAAGCAACUAGGUUGUAUAGAAACAUGAAGGCAAAUGGGUGCAAACCAAAUGCAAUAACUUAUCGUCAACUUGCUCUGGGUUGCUUGAAAUCUGGUUUGAUAGAGCAAGGUUUAAAGACAUUAGACUUGGGCAUGGGGAUGAAAAUUAGUAAGAGGGUUAGAAAUUCAACCCCAUGGUUGGAGACCACCCUUUCAAUUGUUGAGAUUUUUGCAGAGAAAGGUGAUGUUGAAAAUGCUGAGAGAUUGUUUGAAGAAUUUCACAAGGCUAAGUAUUGUAGGUAUACUUUUGUAUAUAAUACCCUUAUUAAGGCUUAUGUAAAAGCCAAGAUUUAUGAUCCAAAUUUUUUAAGAAGGAUGAUCCUCGGAGGAGCUAGGCCAGAUGCUGAAACUUAUAGUCUCUUGAAAGUUGCUGAGCAGUUUAGGACCUGAUUUUGAUUAUUAAUUCUUGAAAAAGUAGUGUAUCUUUUUGUUGUAAUUGUUUAUAAGUUACAAGUAUAUUGUAUUGAGUACGGCACAAAAGUUAAUAAGAUGGAAGAGAUAUUAU
Molecule: messenger RNA, 1964 nt
Organism: Arachis duranensis
Lineage: Eukaryota; Viridiplantae; Streptophyta; Magnoliopsida; Fabales; Fabaceae
Product: pentatricopeptide repeat-containing protein At1g07590, mitochondrial
Exons: 2
Coding region: 113-1849 (578 amino acids)
Cellular component (GO): mitochondrion
Molecular function (GO): protein binding
Source: RefSeq, a predicted model, not a curated record